AUGGAUUAAGAAAGAAGACGAAGGUGGAUCUAAUCCCAAUAGUAGAGGCUAGAUGAUAUCAGAUCAAGGAGACUUACUCCAACUCACCAUCUCAAAAUCGAUAAUAUAAGAUUGAGCAAAACUGAAAAGAUUAUCCAAAUGAAAUAGUCAACAAUAAUUCGACAGUAGUAAUCCAUGGCUAUUGAUGAAUGUAUUUCUAAGGGAGAUUGCAAACUCAUCUUUUUACAAUAAUAAAAAGAAGACAUUGGAUUUAAGACAUUUUCAGAAAUGAUGAGAACCAAUUCCAGUUGGUGGGGUAAAGCAGAUUAACUCAAUCCUAAUGAAUCUACACUCAAAAACAGAUUACAAUUCAAUCAAUUCUAAGCUAAUCAAUUCACUAAUUAAUUAACUAGAAAAUGGACAAGCACUGUAAAUGAAGUUACAGAGUUGAUAAAUAAACAAUAAGAAUUGUAGCAGCUCUAAAAAGUUAAGAAAAUUAAACUAAAGCCAAAACCUAUUCCUUAAGUAGAGGAGGAUGAAUAACAUAAUGAUGAUACUACUAAGUAAUUUGAUCCUUCUUCAACUUCCAUCAAAGUAUUUUGGUUCAAUAUCUAAAUCAAUGAGUGGAAACCACCUGUUAGAGAAGGAUGCACUGUCACUUAUGUUCCAUCUCUAAACAAGGCCUUUAUGUAUGGAGGUAUUGGCAAUGAUUUAUUUAAAAAUGUCAUUGCUUUGAAUACACAGACAUGGGUAUGGAGAGAUAUUGGAGUUGGAAAAGGAGAAGCACCACCUGAAGGUAGGUUUGGACACACAGCCACUUUAUAUAAAUAAAGCAUAAUAAUAUAUGGAGGAGAAAAAAAGUUUAAUAACCUUAUGAAGAGAAGAGAAUGUUAUAGUGAUGUUAGAAUGUUCAAUCCGGCAGAGAAAACGUGGACUCAAUUAAAAACCAAUGGUGAUAUUAUAGAAGGAAGAAGAAAUCAUAUUGCUUAAUGUGUUGGAAAAUACUUUAUCAUUUUUGGAGGACUCAACCCUUAUGGUUUAGUGUUAAAUGAUGCUUGUGCUCUUAAUUUAGAAAAUAAUAAAUGGACCGUAUUGCAUAUAGAAAACCAAUUUCUCGAAGGUGUGUCUGAUGCUGCUUCUGCUGCUCUGUUCAAUGGAGAAGUUAAAAUGGAAAAUCCUUACUUUAGCUAUGAAUGCAAUAAGAAGAAAGGGAAGUGCCCUACUGUUAAUUAGGAGGGCAUCUACGUAUUUGGAGGGAAAACUCAAAAUGGGGAAGCCACAAAUGAUUUGAGAGUCAUUUAAUUUGGAUUCAAACCCAUUAAGAUCGUUAAAUUAAAAACCAAAGGGUAAGUUCCAAUUGCUCGCUAUUCUCAUAGUCUUAAUUACUUUUAUCAUCUAAAUGCUCUCAUUCUUUAUGGGGGUCGAAAUGAUUCGAAAGAAGAGAAUAUCCUCAAUGAUUUAUAUGUGUUGUAAUUGAUGUAGAUGAACUGGGUGCUCGUUUAAUAAAUUGGAGGCCUUAAAUAUGGGAAAUUCAAUCACUGCAGUGUUUUAAUCGAUUCUAAAAUCAUGAUUUUUGGAGGCUACACCAAGAAUGUAUAUGCCAAUGCUGACAUUCAAUUAAUCGAAUUAGAUUAAUAUAAAGUUUCUAAAAUGAUUAAAGAAAAUAAAAACAAUAACCAAUUGUCUAUAAAUAGUUCAGAUUUAUUGACGAAUACAAAUUUGAAAGUUUUUAAGACUGAAUUCUAUCAAGAGAAAGCUGAUUAAGAAAAAAACGAAACGAAUAAACAAUAUGAUACAAUGAGAUCUAGCUAAGUGAGCUUAAAGAGUUUCAUGCCUCUACCCAGUAAAAGUAGUUCUUAAUUAAUGCAAGAUUAUAAAUUAUUGAGGUUGAGAUCUAAAUUUUCUUCACCGAAUAUCUUCUAAAGUAUAUGA
Molecule: messenger RNA, 1911 nt
Organism: Paramecium tetraurelia
Lineage: Eukaryota; Ciliophora; Oligohymenophorea; Peniculida; Parameciidae
Exons: 3
Molecular function (GO): protein binding
Source: RefSeq, a predicted model, not a curated record